AAUUACAAGGGUCUCUCUGAGACAAGUCAUCAUUGAAACCACAAGCACCCCACAAAAACCCUUCUCUCUAUCUCUCUUUACAUAUCAACUUCUGUGUAUAUAUAUAUUAGUCAUAUCUUUAACCCCAGCACUACUAGAAACCCAGAAAACAAAAGCUCUUUCUUUAGAGAACAAUGGGUGAAAGAGAUGAUGGGUUGGGUCUGAGUCUAAGCUUGGGAAAUAGUCAACAAAAAGAACCAUCUCUGAGGUUGAAUCUUAUGCCGUUGACAACUUCUUCUUCUUCUUCGUUUCAACACAUGCACAAUCAGAAUAAUAAUAGCCAUCCCCAGAAGAUUCAUCACAACUCUUGGACUCAUCUGUUUCAAUCUUCUGGAAUUAAACGUACAACUGCAGAGAGAAACUCUGACGCCGGGUCUUUUCUAAGAGGUUUCAACGUGAGCAGAGCUCCGUCUGCGGUGGCGGUGGUGGACUUGGAAGAAGAAGCCGCCGUUGUCUCGUCUCCGAACAGCACCGUCUCGAGUCUGAGUGGGAAUAAGAGGGAUCUUGCGGUGGCAAGAGGAGGAGAUGAAAACGAGGCGGAGAGAGCUUCUUGCUCACGUGGAGGGGGAAGCGGUGGAAGUGACGAUGAAGAGGGCGGAAACGGCGACGGAUCAAGGAAGAAACUCCGGUUAUCGAAGGAACAAGCUCUUGUUCUCGAGGAGACUUUUAAAGAACAUAGCACUCUUAAUCCGAAGCAAAAGCUGGCUCUAGCAAAACAGUUGAAUCUAAGGGCAAGACAAGUGGAAGUGUGGUUUCAGAACCGAAGGGCAAGGACGAAGCUGAAACAAACGGAGGUUGAUUGUGAGUAUUUGAAGAGAUGUUGCGAUAGUCUGACGGAGGAGAAUCGACGGUUGCAGAAAGAAGUGUCGGAGCUGAGAGCGUUGAAGUUGUCUCCACAUCUCUACAUGCAUAUGACUCCGCCUACUACUCUCACCAUGUGCCCUUCUUGCGAACGUGUCUCCUCCUCUGCCGCCACUGUGACGGCUGCUCCUCCUACUACUCCUACGGUGGUGGGGCGGCCAAGUCCACAGCGGUUAACUCCGUGGACUACUAUUUCUCUCCAGCAAAAAUCAGGUCGCUAGGGAAGGAGUAUCUUCGGUAGUUUUAGCUUAGAAUAAAGAUAUAACAAAAAAGGUUCAAUUUGAGGCUCUAACUGUUAAUUUUGUAAAAGACUGUUUGACAAUAUGAAAAGAAUUGCAAGAAGCAGGCUUUUACGGAAAUGGUUAUAAAA
Molecule: messenger RNA, 1270 nt
Organism: Arabidopsis lyrata subsp. lyrata
Lineage: Eukaryota; Viridiplantae; Streptophyta; Magnoliopsida; Brassicales; Brassicaceae
Product: homeobox-leucine zipper protein ATHB-4
Exons: 4
Coding region: 174-1121 (315 amino acids)
Biological process (GO): regulation of DNA-templated transcription
Cellular component (GO): nucleus
Molecular function (GO): DNA-binding transcription factor activity, RNA polymerase II-specific; sequence-specific DNA binding
Source: RefSeq, a predicted model, not a curated record